Molecule: messenger RNA, 899 nt
Organism: Nylanderia fulva
Lineage: Eukaryota; Metazoa; Arthropoda; Insecta; Hymenoptera; Formicidae
Source: RefSeq, a predicted model, not a curated record
CUUGAUUCUCGCUUAACACGCAAGAAAAACCCCAUCGCCCGUCGCCAUGAAAUUCUUCGUUGUUCUUUUCGCCAUUGUGGCAGUCGCUAGCGCUGGAUUGAUUCAUCACGGACCGGAGAUAAUCCACGUCGGCAACCAACCCUCCAUCCCGGGACCCAAGGCCUCUCCGCUGGCUCUUCAUGGCAAUGAUCACUCCACCCGCAUCCACUACUCUGCUCCGCAUAUAGGGCAUCCGCACUUGGUGGGAGUCGAGCAUUACAACCCGGCGCCGCAUUACGAGCCCAGCGUCGUCAACGUCGCCCUUAAACACGACUGGCAUUAGAUCCUCGCGUCUGAGCCAGCAGACCCGCUGGUCCGGAGUGGUCCACGCCGAACGCGUCAUCCUGAGGCUGAUAUGAGGCAGCUAAUUCGCCGUUCGAUCGGCGAACGAACGUGACAUUAAGAAAUUCUCUCGCCGACAGAUCGGGAUCUCUUGUUUCUCGUCUCGUCGGCGAGACAAAUCGAUUCUUCGCGCCGAGGGUUGUGGAUCUUCGGUUCGAGAAUCGUAUAUGCGGAAAUUUGAACUGCCUCAGGAUAGCCGCACGUCUUGGGCCACUUCUGGAGGACCACCCCAAAAAGACCAGGCAGUCAGACUUGAAAAAGCCUUCCCCACCUUCUCCCAUUAUCAUUCUUCGUUUUACCUUGACACUACAUAUUACACGCAUUGUACGACAGACACAAUCGGAGUCUUCCCCAUUUAUUCAUCUCAUUCUGUCAAAAAUGAAAAAUUGUGUGCGGCAACAGAUUGAAGAGGAAACAGCUGAGCGGCCAUCUCUUUCCCCCGAAACAUUUGUCUACGACAGCGCAACAUACUUUUAUUUAUUGUACAAUAAAAGUUGAUUUUUACGUCUUGUGAUAAA